UCGAGUUCCCGUGGAGGGCCCGGAGCCCCAGGCCGGUGGGUCCGUGCAACGCGCUCCCGCAAGCGUCAUGGCGGUCCUCGGAGUGCAGCUGGUGGUGACCCUGCUCACUGCCACCCUCAUGCACAGGCUGGCGCCGCACUGCUCCUUCGCGCGCUGGCUGCUCUGCAACGGCAGUCUGUUCCGAUACAAGCACCCGUCCGAGGAGGAGCUUCGAGCUCUGGCGGGGAAGCCGAGGCCCAGAGGCAGGAAAGAGCGGUGGGCCAAUGGCCUUAGUGAGGAGAAGCCACUGUCUGUGCCCCGAGAUGCCCCAUUCCAGCUGGAGACCUGCCCCCUCACAACUGUGGAUGCCCUGGUCCUGCGCUUCUUCCUGGAGUACCAGUGGUUCGUGGACUUUGCUGUGUACUCGGGUGGCGUGUACCUCUUCACAGAGGCCUACUACUAUGUGCUGGGUCCAGCCAAGGAGACUAACAUUGCCGUGUUCUGGUGCCUGCUCACGGUGGCCUUCUCCAUCAAGAUGUUCCUGACAGUGACACGGCUGUACUUCAGCGCCGAGGAGGGGGGUGAGCGCUCUGUCUGCCUCACCUUUGCCUUCCUCUUCCUGCUGCUGGCCAUGCUGGUACAGGUGGUACGGGAGGAGACCCUCGAGCUGGGCCUGGAGCCAGGUAAGUGCAGCCCCCAACAUGGGGCCGCCGCAGCUGUCACUCCAUCAUGUAAUCUGACCAGGCUGGUGGUUUCACUGGCUCGGUGUCCAGCAUGAAUAGGUAAAGGAGUGGGCU
Molecule: messenger RNA, 776 nt
Organism: Piliocolobus tephrosceles (Ugandan red Colobus)
Lineage: Eukaryota; Metazoa; Chordata; Mammalia; Primates; Cercopithecidae
Gene: TMEM161A
Product: transmembrane protein 161A
Exons: 6
Coding region: 68-757 (229 amino acids)
Source: RefSeq, a predicted model, not a curated record